AUGCCGCCUAUUAACAAACCAUCGACAAACCACUAUGAUCUGAUCGUUCUUGGCGGCGGCUCUGGUGGUAUGGGCGCCAGUCGCCGCGCAGCCAUGUAUGGAAAAAAGGCCGCUGUGAUUGAAAGCAGUGGCGUGCUUGGUGGGACGUGCGUGAAUGUUGGCUGCGUGCCGAAAAAGAUUAUGUGGUACGCAUCCGACAUGUUUGUGCGUGCCUCCGAGGCAAGCGAGUACGGCAUCCGCAGCGACGGCAAGCCGAUGCCUUCGCUAUCUUUCGACUGGUCGUACUUUGUCGAGAAGCGCGACGAAUACAUUCGCCGUCUCAACGGUAUCUACGAUAACAACCUCGGAAAAGACAAUGUCGAUUACUUUAGCGGGCACGGCAAGUUACUCGGCGACGGCCACGUUUUGGUCACGCCGUCGGAGCAUGGCGAGCUCAAGGAGGAGGUCACGCUCACUGCUGACCACAUUGUCAUUGCUACGGGCGGACGUCCCAACUUGCCGUCCGAAGAGACGAUUCCUGGCGCGAAGCUCGGAACUGACUCGGAUGGAUUCUUCGCAUUGCGCAAGCAGCCCAAACGCGCCGUGGUUGUGGGUGCAGGCUACAUUGCUGUCGAGCUCGCUUGCGUCCUGAACGGACUUGGCUCCGAAACGCAUCUUGUCAUUCGCCACGACGCCUUCCUGCGCAACUUUGAUCCGAUCGUGUCCGAUGUACUCAUGGAGACGGUGCAGAAAGCGGGAUUGCAUGUGCACAAAGAAUCGAACGUGCAGAAGGUGGAAGGGUCGCCGGAGGGGCCGCUCAAGAUCUCCCUCGAGGGCGAGACGAUCGAAGCUGACUCGCUUAUUUGGGCAAUUGGUCGCCACCCCAACAUCUCCAACAUUGGCAUGGAGGAGCUCGGCAUCAAGACUGACAAGGCUGGAAAUAUCGUUGUGGACAAGUACCAAAACACCAACGUGCCGAACGUGUAUGCGAUUGGCGACAUUCAAGGGAAGGCACAGCUCACGCCCGUUGCCAUUGCUGCUGGUCGUCGUCUUUCGAACCGCUUGUUUGGCGGGUCGAAGUUUGCAAACGACCACCUGGAUUACAACAAUAUUCCCACCGCCGUGUUCAGUCAUCCUCCGACUGGUACCGUCGGCCUCACCGAGCCGCAGGCGCGCGAGGAGCACAAGGACAAAAAGAUUACGAUCUACCGCACGCGCUUCACGCCCAUGUUUUACAGCAUGCUCGAGGCAAAGGAGCCGUGUGCUUACAAGAUUGUGUGCGUAGGCGAGGAGGAGAAAGUCGUCGGUGUCCACAUGGUCGGUAUGGGCAGCGACGAGACUAUCCAGGCCAUCGGUAUUGCAGUCAAGAUGGGAGUUAACAAGCGCGACUUUGACGACACAGUCGCCGUGCAUCCUACUAGCGCAGAGGAGCUCGUCACUACCUUUACCCCCGUGAAAGAGUAA
Molecule: messenger RNA, 1443 nt
Organism: Malassezia vespertilionis
Lineage: Eukaryota; Fungi; Basidiomycota; Malasseziomycetes; Malasseziales; Malasseziaceae
Gene: GLR1
Product: glutathione-disulfide reductase
Exons: 1
Coding region: 1-1443 (480 amino acids)
Biological process (GO): cellular response to oxidative stress; cell redox homeostasis; glutathione metabolic process
Cellular component (GO): mitochondrion; cytosol
Molecular function (GO): NADP binding; glutathione-disulfide reductase (NADPH) activity; flavin adenine dinucleotide binding
Source: RefSeq, a predicted model, not a curated record